Molecule: messenger RNA, 22969 nt
Organism: Caenorhabditis auriculariae
Lineage: Eukaryota; Metazoa; Nematoda; Chromadorea; Rhabditida; Rhabditidae
Source: the annotation of a GenBank genome assembly
AUGGGCGGAGCCACUGGAUGGAGCUACAAGAAGAACGAAGAAGACGCGCGAAGGGGUCAGAAUAGUGGGCGGAGCCUGCUGCUGCUGCCCCUGCCAACGUCGAUGAGGACGGAGGCAGCAGACGCACGCUCUCUCAGUGACUCUGACUGCCUCGCCUCUCCCCGUCAGCCGUUCUCUCUCCGUACCGCCUGAUUCCCUGACCCUCCCUCCCUCUCUCCCUGCGCGGUCGUCCUCCUCCUUCUCCUAGUCGUUUGCCAAUAUCUUCCUCCGUGCUGCUGCUCCUACUUCUGCUGCUGUCGCUUUUAUUUAUAUAUAUUUUUUUCGCCUUCUGAUCAAUUCCGGUAGGUAACCAAUACUCGCUACUGGCACGUCAAAGCGGUGGGUGAUCUGUCGUUUAUAUGAUCAAAUCACAGCCAGCUUUGAUGUGCUGUAUGCGACGUCAGCCAUGUGAUUUUUUUGAUUGGAGGUUCUUACCUGUUAUAGGUAAAAGAAUGGGUCUUUCUUGAGGCUAUAGAUUUUUCUUAUAUUUGAAAGAGGGCUUCAGUGUUCUGAUUUCGGCUAGAGCUUGUGAGGUUCAGUCGUAACUUGAUUGAAAAUCGACAUCAUGAGGUUUCUCGUCUUGGUGCGAUUGUUUGAUAUCCUCUGAAGCUUACUGUAGCUUUCUUUCUAGUGCUUAUAUUUUUAAGAGGAAAAAACUGGAGAUUGAGCCUAGAAAAAAGGAAAUGCAAGGCUCUCUUUGUCGACUUGGAGGCAUUUUGUCUAACUUGAUCGCAUUCCGGUUCUAAAAAUUGUUCAAUCAGUUCCUUACAAGCUUAGUGGAAAUUCUAAAAAGCUUAUUACGGACUUAUAUCAAAGUUGGACCAAAAAUAGGAGAUCAUGAUUUGGAUAGACCCUUCGCGUAUGCACCGAGAAGGAUCUGGAACAUUUGGAUUCAUGUAUAAUUUACAAGGUUGCGAUCCUUGUAACCUCAUAACUUUUAAAAUUUUCUUUGAGAGAAGUUCCAAUUUUGAAGUUCAAGACCACUAGAACGGUGGAUUCACUCUGCUUCAGAACUGUCAGUUUUUCGCAAUUUUCCAAAGACUCCCGUUGAUGGAACCCUUUCUGAGUAUCUCUAGUAUUGAUCAGGGCAACAUGUGUUGGGUUGGCGUCGAAAGGAAGAGUGAGGUAUAGGAAAGGCGGAGUGUAAAAACUGGACGACGGGGCAGCUGUCGUUGCGGCAGAACAUCGACUCAUUGUAACAGCAGCAGCAGCAGGAGGACAACUGGCGCCGGUCGUACGCCAGCAGAUCUCUCUUUUUUUCUUUGUUUCCUGAGCGUGCGAGAGAUGGUUAUCUCUUGGGUUGCGGACAGAGAUUUGGAUGUUUUCAAAACUUGACUUGAAUUGAUCAGAUCUUCGGUUGGUCUGAAGAUGUUCAUUGGGAAUAAGAAACUUCUGAUGUUUUUGGGAGGAUUUUCCUGACUUUCUUGUUCCCUGAGGCUAUCUUUUGGAUUACAGAGAACAAAUUGGAAGGUUAUGAAAUCUUUAGUUUUUUUUUUCAAGGAAAAAAGAUUGCUUAUUUUAAAUAAAAUUGACUUUUGAAAGCCGGUUUCGGUCAAAAAGAAGUAGAAGUCAAACUCUACACUUCCUUGAGGAUGGGAUGUUGAUUUUUCAAAGACAUUUUCUUCAAACCGAAAAAUUUUGUCCGGUUUGAAGAGCUCUGCAAACUUUAGUGUAGUUCCUUGACUCUUCGAAAAAAAAUAUUGGCGUCAGAAAGCUCUUCGAGGGCUUCUAGAUUAUCUGACAAGAAGCCUGGUUUCGAAUUCGUCAAGUUUUUUACUUUUUGAACUCUCAAGGUCGUUCAGCGCCUACAGAGUUUUAAAAUUACAGAUUUUUUUUGAUAGUUGAAGGCUUUUCCUCAAGUUAAACCGCUAUUUCCUAGUUUUUAACAUUUUUAUCAGCUUCCGAAAGAGUUUUGAGCCAUUUAUAGACCUUUCCAAGUUUCCAAGCUUUCCAGGGCUCUCGUAUGUUUUUGAGAUUCUCAAAUUUUAACAUUUUUAUCAGUCUUUGAAAAGAAUUAAUGAUGAUUCGGCUCUUUUGAGGGAUUUUUAAGUCAAUAUGUGAAUUUCUUUGUCGCAUGGAAAGUUUUGUGUUAUCUUCUGUGAUUUUUCUGUCGUUUAAUAAAGAUUUUCAAUGUGUCUGUGUCUUUUUCCAAGUUCAGAAAGAAGAAGAAAAGCCAAGGAUUGCAUUUGAAGUCAUGGAAAAUGUUGAAAAUGAGAAAAUAAUCAUUUUCAGACUCUUACCCAAUUAAUCGUCUGGGAUGCCGUUUCGGACCGCGAUUGGAUCUAUCACAACUAUUUGCCGCGCUACUCGAUGAUCCUCAACGAUUCGAUCAUUCAUGCCAGAAAAGUUGGUAGCAAGAUUUUUAGAGGCAAAAUUCGGGAUAUUUUUGAAAAUUGGGUGUAGAUUUGUUGUAGGAAGCUUUUUAUUCCAUUCUUUGAAGAAAUAGGUUUGAAAAAAAUCGACUUUAAUGACGAUGGUCGCAUAGAGAAUGGCUCAAAAAGUAAUGGCUGAACCGCAUCGCGUCCGCGACGCUUCAAACCAUUCCAAAUGCGACCAGAAAAUUUUUUGUUCAAAAAAAUAACUAGGAAUGAUUAGUUUUUGAACGAUUCGAGAUGAUAAUUUAAAGGAGCAUGGCUAAGAUAAUCAGUGAAGUAUUGACGCGAACGGCUUUUUUUUGGGUUUUAAUCCUUAAAAUUUCGAGUUAUAAGCUAUAGCCAAACUCUUUGAAUCAUUAAUAACGGUCCCACGGAAAAAUACAGGAUUUUCAGGCCGGAGUUCGUUAGGGCGCACUUGAAAAGUAUAAAAGGCCGUUGGAAAAAAAAUUGCGCUUUAUCUGAUUUUUCUCAAUUUUCUGCCCAGAAGCCUUCUAAAAGGGUCAGAAAUUUGUUUAAAAAAAUCUCAACAAUUUAUCAAGAAAUGGCACAGUUCAUUAGAGCGCAUUUAACAAGUCAAGGACAAGUUUAUAUUCCCAAAAUGUCCCUUUUUUUCAAAAUUUAUGGCCUGAAAUUGUCUCCCACGCCUUUUUCCAUCCCACUGCACCUUCGAUUCCGUUCCCACGACUCGACAGUUUCGGAUUUUUUUUUUCCCACCAUACAAAGACCCACCGACAUUUUUGGGUUCUCACGUUCCGAUGACAACGAAAAAAGAAAAAAAAAAUGUUGGCAGUUUUCCAAAAACUUGGAUGUUUGAACUUUUGUGGUGGGAUUUUUUUGUUAGGCAGUUUAUGACCUGGAAAUGUUUGAAUAGGUAACACUGAACUUUUUUUCUUUAUAAUUGAGAGUUCUGUGAAGUUUGACAAGGCAGUUAGUGAACUAUAUUUCAAAAAUCCCUGAUUUUUUGACCCCUGAUUUUUUCCCUGAUCUUUUGACCACUGUCGUUUAAAAUUGCUUCAGUUAGCCUCUUCAAAAAUAAGAUUUAUGAUUUUUUGGGACCAAGGGAAGGUUCUGAAGUACCUUUAGAAUUUACUAAAGCAAAAAAGCUUCAAGUUCAGCUUUACCUCCUUUUUCCACUUCAAAACGUCUCUAGGAAGAUUUUGUAGCCUUUUUUUUCAAAGCUAGGCUAUUUUCAAGUACAAAUCUUGGAGGAACGGAUAAUCGUGAGAAAUGAUAUGAGGAGACUCUUUUCUCUUCCUCGCCAGGUUUCCUGAUUUCCUGAUUUCUGUUUGAUUUCGGCUUCUUCUCUCGAAGAUCCUUCAAAAACUCCUCUCACACACACUCGCGAGGGGGGAGGCCACAACCCAUCCAUCGAUUUGCGCACACGCUCUCGGGUUUUUUUUUCCUUCUUUCUUUUCUUCGCCUCCUCCUCCUCGUUCUCUUGGCAGCCGUUUGGCUCGUCUAGCUCGCUUGUGUAUAUUUGUUGCCAACGGAACGUGAGAAGGGAUCGGCGUGUCUUUGUAUGGUGCAAAUGGCUGGGAAAAAGAAGGGUUUCGAAACUGUGAAGACGUGGGAACGAAAGGUGCAGUAGAAGAAAGCGUGGGAGAAAACGAAAAAUUUGAGAAAAAUGGACGCUUCUGAAGUAUAGUCCAUUCAUUAGCUUGUUAAUUUCAAGAAUUUUGAAAAGUAUAGUCCCAUUUUUCUAAGAAGUAUAGUACAUUUCGAGAAGUAUAGUCCAUUCAUUAGCUUCUUAAUUUAAAGGAAUAACUUUUUUUCGGCGUGUUUUUUUAUAUGGUAAAAAAAUCAUUGCGGACCGAAAAAUUCCGAAACUUUGAAAAAUCUGGGGAAAGAAAGGUGUAAGCAGCUGGAUGAAAAAAUUCGUGGGAAGGCCGAAAAUCGAGAAAAUGUCGACGAUUCUGAAGUAUAGUUCAUUCAUAAGCUCCUUGAUUUCAAUAAUUUCUCUUUUAGGCGUGUCUCUGUAUGGUAAAAAUGACUUAGGACUGAAAAUUUUGAAACUUUGAAAACCUAGGAAAAGAAAGAUAUGAGCAGCUGGAAUGAAAAAAUUCGUGGGAAGAUCAAAAUUUAGAAACAUUGGACAGUUAUGAAGUAUAGUCCAUUCAUUAGCUUCUUAAUUAUAAGGCUUUUUUUGUUUGGUGUGUCUCUGUAUGGUAAAAAUGACUUAGGACUGAAAAUUUCCCAAACUUUGAAAACCUUUGAAAAUCUGGGAAAAUGAAGGUGUGAGCAGCUGGGAUGAAAAAAGUCGUACGAAGGCUGAAAGUUGAAAAAAUUUUGACAAUUCUGAAACAUAGUCCAUUCAUGGGCUUGUUAGCAGCGUCAAGUGCGCUCUGGCGAAGUUUAUCAAAAAUUCUAGUUCAAAAAAUCCUAAAUCGUGACCCAGAAAGCGGGCUAAAGGAAGGUUUCUGGCUCAUUUUGAGAGAUUUGUGAUGAAAAUUAGAGAACUAGAGAACCCUCAAUGAAAAUUUGGUUUAAAUAAUGUUUGCACUGUCUUUCUAGAGUAACUUUUGAAUCUUUAAAGUUGAUAAUUUUGAGAUGGAACCUUUUUUUUCAAUUUCACAGCUUCAUUCGGAACGUUCUUCCAUUUUUUUCUAAGUUCACUUUAAUUUUAGGAGAACUUCUUAGUUUAGAUUUCCAACUGUACGAAUAUUGUUUAAUGCAAAACUUGACUUAAGAUUAUUUUCUAUUUUGAAAACGUUAAGGGAUUAGCUUGUUUUUGAACGCGAUGGAGAUUUUUCUCAGCUUUACGAUUUAUUUUCUUCUUCCCAAUACUCAUUAUUUUUUGCUUCACGCUCCAUUCAAGCCUCCCAUUGUACUCUUUUCUUUUAUUCUGAAGAGCUGGAAGAGAUUUUUUCUCCCCGUCUUUUUCUCGCUCUCUUAUUUUGAUGUGAAAGAACUUCCUGGAACUGGGAAGGAUUAUGGUGUGUCAUGUGCGUUUUGUGCGCUCUGAGUGGAGAUUUCCUGGGAUUGGAUAAUUGGAAUAGAAAAGAGUCACGCGUUUGAACCAUUACAGAGAUCGAGAUUGAGCCAAUUUUGUUAAAAAUAAGUGGAAAAAAGGCCGUUAUUCAUUGGGAUUUUGCGCUCUGUGGAUAAAUCCGAAAUGGUUCAUCUCUGCAAGGAAUUAUUGAAAUGGAAGAAGUUGAAAAAUACCCAGUUUUAUUGAAAAAAUUCAGCUCUACGGAUAAUCCCAGAAAGAUCCGUUUUUGAACUAGUUAGCACCAAAAUUUUGACAGAGAUCGAGGUCGAGCUAAUUAUGUUAAAAAUGAGAAGAAAAAUAGGUAAAAUGAGAAAAAGGCGGUUUUUUAUUGGGAUUUUGCGCCCUAUGGACAAAUUCAAGAUAGCUCUUCUCUGCUGGAAUAUAGUGAAACGGAAAAUUUUGGAAAAUAGCCAGUUUAAUUGUAGAAAUUGAGCUCUACGGGCAAUCCCAGCAAGGUCAGUUUUUGAACUAAAGUUUCGUUAUAUGACAAAAAAUAGCCAACUUUUUUCUGGAACUUGCGCUCCAUGGAGAAACCUUUGAAGUCAUUUUGAACUUAUCUUCAUAAAUUUCUAGACUAGAAACGAAGUUUGGAGAAGUUUUUCUUAUCUAGUUUGGUCUACUAUAAUUUAUUCAAAAAAAGCCGUGAUAGCCAACUUUUUUCUGGAAUUUGCGCUCCAUGGAGAAGCAUUUGAAGUUAGUUUUGAACUUAUCUUCAAGAAUUUCAUGAAUUUAUAGAUCAGAAAAAAAGAAUUUGAAGUAAUUAUUCUUAUCUAGCUCGCUCCACUAUAUUUUACUCAAAAAAAGCCGUGAUAGCCAGCCUUUCACUGGAAUUUGCGCUCCAUGGAGAAGCAUUUGAAGCUAGUUUUGAACUUAUCUUCAUGAAUUUCAUGAAUUUCUAGAUCAGAAAAGGAGUUUGAAGAAUUUUUUUAUCCAGUUUGCUCCACUAUAUUUUAUUCCAAAAAAGCCAUAAUAUUUUUUCUCCUUUCUCAUUGUCAAAGUCGGAAUUCCUCCUCGGGGAAUCGUUAAAACACGGCCGAUUCCUCUGCGUUCCAAAAAAGGGCAAACUGAGGAAAAAUGAAAUGGAAGCGCCUUCUCACAAAGCGCCAUUAGUUUUUUCGCUUCGAAAAAGGGAAAAAGGAGACGAUUUUGCCAUGGGUGGCCGGCGGCCAUGUCAGCGGGAGAUUCGGCCUUCGAAAAUGGCGCCUUUUUUCAAGUUUUUGGUUUCGGUUUCGAAAUUUCUCACACCUUCAUGGUGAAAAACGUAAGAUGGAGAGAAUUUCAAGGUUUCGAAAAAGGAAACUUUAUCAGUAAUGAGGAAAUUUAGUAAUUUAUCAGACAAAAAACGAUUAAUCGUAAAAUCGAGGCUUAAACAAAAUAUUUAAUCAGCCCAAUAAUUGAUUAUGAAGAUAUCAAUUUUUGAAUAUUUUUUUUUCCAGGAAGGUUUAUUAUUCCCUUCACUAUGAGCUUCAAAAAGAGGAAAUGUAGUUUUUACAAGAUUAAGGUGUUAUAAAGAUGCGAGUUUUUGAAAAUUUGUUAACGUUAUGAAAAAAAAAAGAUUCUGAAGGUGUAAAAAAUUGUAGUUCAUGAAAAAUUAUAGCUCAAGGUUCGAAAUUUUCUAUUUCAUCAGCUCUUGACGAGUUUUCUUUGACUUUGAGCCCUUUUUCACAGAAUUUGUAGUUUUUUGACAGGUAGAAGUUUUCAGGAUUGUCAGUUGGUACUUUGAAAAGAAUACUGGCCAGAAAUUGGUUUACUACCAGAAGAGAUGGAUUCUCGAAAUUUAUUUUUUUAAGGGACUACAUCAAGAUUAAUAUCUCGUUCAAAUCGACUAUAUCACUCUUUGGGAAAUUUGUUCUUUUGCUCUGAAUUUUCAAAAGACGUGACGCCUUGCUUUUAAUUGUCCCGCGGGCCGCCCAAACGCAACGAAUCGGUCUUUAUUACCGUUAUUUGCCGACAGACGAAUGUUCUGGCCGGCUGGCUGACAUCUGCUCUUCCCAAGGCCUUUGCCCUGACUUGAGCCGUUUUCGCGCAGUUUUUUUGUUGGAGGGGAUGAAGAGAAUUGAACUUAAUUGGUUCCAUUUCAGUUAAGCCGUUUUCAAGCAGUUCUUGAGAUAUAUAGAAAAAUAUAAAGCUGGUCAUUCUCAAAAAUAAAACUUGAAGUCUCCAAAAAAUCAUUGAGUCAUCAAGAAAGGGAAGUCAAAAUCGAAAAUUUACUAUUUUUUAGUUGAAAAUUCCCAAUAGAAGAGCCUAAGACCUAAUGUUUUGAAAAAUAUUUUAGUUGAGCCGUUUUCGAGCGAUUCUUGAGACGCAUGGAAAAUAUAAAGCUGGUCGUUUUCAAAGAAAAAAACUAGAAGUAUCCAAAAAACCAUUGAAUCAUCAAGGAAAGGGAAGUCGAAAUCGGAAUUUUUAAGUUUUCCAGUUGAAAUUUCACUACAGAAGAGCCCUAGAAUUUCAAGAAAACAUUAUAAUUUGACUGUUUUUGACAGGGUUGAAGGAAAUGAAAUUAAUGAAUUUUUAAAUGAAACUAAGGAUUUUCUAGUGUAGGUUACAAGAAGUGAGAUGGUUAGAGAAAAUUAGAUGACUUGUAAGUUUUGAGAUGGGUGAAUCAACUAUUAAAAGGCCUAGGAGCCCAUCUGACAUCUGCUCUUUCAAGGCCUUUCCCUUGACUUGACUUGUGUUUUCGCACAGUUUUUCUAGGGAUGAAGAAAACUAUCUUAUAAAUCAGAAAGAGAAUUGGUUCUAAUGAUGAAUUGGUUUUAAGGAAGGGUUUCGUGAGGAAAUUGAGCCACGAGCUCUGAAAUUUUUUGUGUUCAUUUAGAAUUAGUUGUCGUAAAUUCAUAUUGGGAUCAAAAAUCAAAAGAAACAACUUGCGCAUGUCCAAUCGUGCUACUUUUUUUUCAAUACAACUGUUUUUUUUUGAAUGUUAUAAAAUAAUUUUUUUCAUUGCAUACAAUGUGAUGAUACGCUGAAAAACUGAAUAAUAUUUUUGAAAUCAAUUUUUGUAUUUUUGUUAAAUAUAUCGUUUUGAACAAAAAGAAAUCGCUUUCCAGAAUGCCAUUCAAAUAUUCGGCGAGCUGGCGAGGAUGUUCGGCGAGAAAUUCACUGAAAUGGUACGGUUUCAAUUUUAAAAUUCUAAAUUUUCAAGAUUUUUUGGCGUGAAGAUGAGUCCGAAUUUUCGAAAAUUAGAAAGCGUUCAAAAAUGAGAGGACAAGCGUUCUUUUUUUCUCUGAAAGCUCUCCUGUUUGCCAGUGCUCUCUAGUUUUCGAAGAAUCCUGAAAAAAUUCAUGCUUCUGAUGCAUUUUUAUUCAGUUCCUUGUCCCGCAUCUGGUAGCCCUGUGCGAUGAUCCGAACUGGGCGGUGAGGAAAGCCGUCUGUGAAGUUUUCGUUUCUGUUGCUGAACACACUUCCUAUGAAGUUCGGAGCAACGUCCUUGCGAGAAAUUUCGUCCAUUUGAUCCAUGAUCCGUGUCGUUGGGUUGGUUUUUCUACUGAAAUAUCGCGGAUCACUUUGAAAAUAGCUUAACAAAAAAGCAACAUCACAAAUUUUCAUGAGGCUGAGAAAAACUAGCCGUCAAGAGAAGGGGCUUGUUUGCUCUAACGAUAACUUAUGUGAGGAAUAGAUAAAAACGAUUACCUAACAUUUGAUCCAUGGUUUGGGUCUGUAUUAAUUGACAAGAAAGGGUGAGAAAAAAAAAGCUGCGAAACCAAAGAGUUUGUGCGCCCCAUGGCUAAUAAUUCAGGAAAAAUUAACAAAAAAGAAAACGACAGGGAAGCGUUCAAAGAGGCUGAGAAAAAAAAGCCGUCAAGAGAAGGAGCUUGUACGCUCUAAAGAUAAUUUUGCAAUCUCAGUAAGAAUUCUCUGAAAAUCUGAUUCAUCAUCCGUGUCGUUAAGUUUUUGAAUAGAGUAGGUGGUGAAAAAUAGGUGAGAAAAAAUAGCCGCUAGCGUGAGGAGUUUGUGCGCUCUAUGGCUAAUUCUUAAAAAGAACUUUACAAAAAAAGGAGAAACCUGAAAAAAAGUAGCCGCAAACAGAAGGAGCUUGUUUGCUAUAAGGACAACUUUCAAAAACAAUGAUUUUAAAGCUCUUUUUUAAUCCAUAGAGCACAUUUUCAUAAUUUUUUCACGAAGUUUUUUCUUCUCACAGUUACUGGGGCCUCACUUUUGAAAUAUUGGAGGUUUGACGUUUUCCAGGUGACUUUCGGAUCCUUCCAACAGCUUGGUCCCUUGAUUGCGACUUUUGCCAAUCCCACGGUCACUGGGCUUGAAAUUCGAGACGGAAAGGUGAAAAUGGGUCUUUUUGAAAGACAUACGUUAUCAAAACAGUUUUUCAAUCAGAAUCUUAAGAUCUGCCUGUGCAAUGGUGAAGCGUCGUCGGCUGGUCCGACGGCGUCGAUCCCGUCGGUGGCGUCGUCGCCCGGCGCCAAACGUCUCCACGCCGCCAACCUCUCCGAGCAGUUCAGCCCUCAGGCUCUGAUCAAGCGUUAUGGUCAACUCCCGGAGGGUUUCUCAAAGCUUUUCGGAAAAGCUCAAGACCCUGACGAUCUCAGGAAUCCAUGUACCGACGUCGAUGGACGAGACUCUGCCGCCGCAGGAAGUGGCGCCGAUUUCGCCGGUCGCUCAGCAACAGUUACAUCAGGCUCGAAGGGGGGAACGAGUCAUGGAUAGGUGGGAGAUGGGGCUUGAAGUUCUUCUUCUUGCUUCUUGGAGAUCAGGUCUUAUCCUGAUAUCAGUGAUAAUCAGUAGACUGGCUUUAUUGACAUAUCUGAACUUGCACUUAGGAGGUCCGAGGUGGUUCCUACAGGGGUUAGGGCGGAAAACGAGCCCUAUAGUGGCCGAAAAAGUGAUCCCUAUAGGUGAGACCUCUUAGCCUCUAAAGCCAUAGGGGUCUUUCUAAAAUCAAGGUAGCCUCUAUAGGGGUUCAGGGCCUGACCCCUCUUAAAGAUCAAGUGGACCCUCUAGGGGUCUUUCAAUUUUAUUCAAUGGACGCUUAUUCAUUCAGUUUAGGAAGAAAAAUAUUGGCUAAAAUGUCCCCUAAAGAGGUCACUAACUAAAACCUCUAUAAGGGCCACUUCUGCAAGCUUUAGUGGCCUCUAAAGGCAAAGUGGACCCUAGAGGGGACUCCCCAAGCGCACCUAAAGUUGCCCCUGUAGGGACCACUCUGGAGAUCCUAAGUUUUUUACGACGGGAUUUACCCAUUUCUCAAGUCCCUUGGUUGCGCCGCGGCGGGGAUCGAACCUAUGACCCUUUGGACCGUAAACAGGCACACAACCUGUUGCGCUACGGUGCACCGUCCUUUAAAAUCUGUUUCAAUGAAACAGAAAAAUUCACAAAACCUCCGCCCCCUUUCUUAUCACAGAUAAUGGAUGUAAAAACAAAACAUUGCUUUUCUUUUUCAAUUUUUCAUCCUUGUAACGUUGUCGCGUCCAUAGUUUUUCGCAAUUCUUAUCUUUUGAUUCCUAGGUUUGAGAGUUUCUGGAGCAAUCUUUUUUUUGGUCUAAAAGAAGACUUUUCCUUUUCUUAAAAAAUAUAUUGAGAUUGUUAAAACUGAACAGAAAGUUGACCUGCAAAAAUAUCGAAUUUUCUAUAGUCAGGCUGAAAAUUCACCUACAUGGGCGUUCUAAAAACACUUUUCGGGAAAUUUGGAAAAGUUGUUCAAACCUACUGCCUGGCUUGGGAAUUUGUUCCUCAAUUUCAGCGUCCUGUCCGGUCUGAACAAGAUGCUCAACACCUGGGAGAAGGCGUCGCCAAAAAGAUCGCCUCUUUCUCUAUUUUCGACCGAUAGAUCUCUAUCCGACUCCCCAAAAAUGUGAAUUUUCGUAGGAUUUUUGUGGAAAUAUCCUGAAUUUCUUCCAGCCAAUCCAACGCGGCGCCUUUUGACCUUCCUUCGCCGAAUCACAGCAUCGCCGCCAAAUGCAGCUCUACGGAUGAUCUGUCGAAGUUGGGACUGGAAGUUGGGCCGGAGAAGAAGGCGAACGACGAGUUGAGCGACGACGAAGACGACGGCGCCGAUUUGGACGUGUCAUUUUUCGAAGCCGAACCGUCGGCGACGGAUGAUGAGACUCAGGGGUCCAAAGCGUCUAGUGAGGUGAGAGUGGGAGAUUUUUAGGGCCCUAGAGGGUUCACUUGAGGGAGACACUUCUUGAAAGGAAGACCUUAAGUAACCACUUGAGACGUUCAGUGAGGUGUGGAUGGGAGAAAUUGAAAAAAAAAAACUCUGGAGGGGUCACUUAAAGGGAUGAAACUUUAAGUAAAGUAAAAUUUUUGAAUACUCCAUGAUAUAAUUAGACACUCAAAAAAAACAUCACUUGAGUGUCCACUUGAGAAGUCAAGUUAGAGGUGGUUAGAAGGUUUUGAAUACUAGAGGGGUCACUUGCAAUUUAAAAUGUCACUAGUUAGAAGGAAUUUCCUUUAAGUAACCGCUUGAGAAGUCCAGUGAAGUGUGGCUGGAUGGUUUAGAGGAUUCUAGAGUGACCCCUUAAGGGAAAAGUUUUAAAAGACCACUAGAAAAUAGGAAAAUCUUAAGUGAUCACUUGAGAAGUCCAGUGGGGUGUGGGUGGAAGGGCUUGAGGACUCUAGAGUGGUCACUUUAGGGAUAUAUCUCUUGCAAGAGCAGUUAAAGAAAUAAUAUCCUUUAAAUAACCACUUGAGAAGUUCAGUGAGGUGUGAAUAGAAACUUUGAGGGAUCUAAAGUGAUCCCUUGAGAUGAAAAGUUCAAAGACACCACUAGAAAAUAGGAAAAUCUUGAGUGAUCACUUGAGAAGUCCAGUGAGGUGUAGAUUGAAGAUUAUUUGAUCUCUAUAGUGAUCACUUGAGAUUAGAAGUUCAAAAACACCAUUAGAAAAUGGGAAAAUCUUGAGUGAUCACUUGAGAAGUCCAGUGAGGUGUAGGCUGAAGUUUUUGAAAACAACUAGAGUAAUCACUUGAGGAAGAUCUCUCUUGCAGAAGCAGUUGGAGAAAUAAUAUCCUUUAAGUAACCACUUGAAAAUAGUGAGUUGAGUGAAUAGCUGAUAGUAAGAAUAUACACCGAAAAAGAAAAACCCUUGAGUAACCACUUGAAAAAUCCUGAUGACUUAAAAUUUCAGGAGGAAAAUGCGCCAAAAAAUCCGCUGUCCUACUGGUCGGCCGAUUGCGAUAUCGAGUAAGUUUAAAGGAUUUUUUUUAAAGUUUUCGGACAGUUUGAAAAUAUAACUGACUUCUGACACCCAGCCAUGGAGCAGAAUUGCUUUUUUCAAAUUUCGAAUUUUUUGCAUGCUUUGAACUCAUUGGAACAUAAGAGGACCGAAGUGAAAUUCAGUUUCGACGACGAGGAAGAGCUUCGGCCUUUCGGAACCUCGACGACGUCGCCUUCCGCUGGAAUCUACCUCGAAGAUCGGUUCGACGUCAUCCGCCAGCCGAGAAGCCGUUCUUCGAGCUUCGGAGCAAUGGGUUCGCCCAACAAAAUCUCGCCGAGAAGGUGAAAAGUUUGACCUUUUUGUCCAACUUGUUAAUGAUCAAUCGGUCAAGUUUUAAACUGUCAAUGUGUUUUUUUCAGGGGGGUUUAAGAAUCAAUCGAUCAGCUUUAAAAUUGGAAAUUAGUUCUUUUUUUAAGGAUGUUUUACUGGGUAGACGAGUAUAGUAAACCUAGAACAUUUUUUUAAUUUCUGAUUUUGAUUAGAGCUAAGCAGCGAUUUUCGAGUUUUGAAAUAAGAGUCGAGUAGUUUUGAAAUUGCUAAAUAGCUCUUUCUCGGCGAAAAAAGUUGAAGAUUUCAGUUGAAAAAAGAAUUUUUCAUUUUCAUUAUAAAGCUUUCACAGCCUCCACAAUGUCUUUUUCUAACGGAUAAAGAAAUUUUCUCUGGGGUGAAAAUUUUUAAUUUUAAUGAUCUUUGAAAGAAGAAUAAGCUCUAACCAUACAUGGGCAGACCAAUUUUGAAGGCCGGAAAGCCCUCCUCCCGGGUUUUCCUGAACUAAGGUCAUUAAAAAAUUCUUGAAACCUUAUUUUCUUUUUUUGUUAUCAUCUUCCAGGGGUUGAAACCUAUUUUUAUACCUUAUUCUUUAAUAUUCUCGUAAGUCGCCUUGUUCUCCCUGACUAAAUGAGCAUACUUGCCCGUUUAUAGCCAUUAAAAAGCGAAACUCGACGGUUUCCGUAAAGAAUUAUACUGAUAAAUUAAUUCAAAAAAAUUUUUGUUAUCCAAUAUUUUUCAUAUAAUUGGGCUGAAAUCGUACAAUCCGAAAGUUUUUCCCAAAAUAUUUUUGCCACGAAAUUUUCGCGAAGAAAAAGUUGAGAGCGGAGGAAAAUCCUGACAUUAUCAGAAAUAGAUUUUAUCUGUAACAUUUUGUUUUCUUUCGCUCGGCCUUUUGGCCUGAAAGAUUUGUUGAGCUGAUAUUUUGAACGUUUGAUACGAUUUUCUUUUUUAUCAGGAAAAUUGUCUGGGAAUCAGUUUUUCUUAUUUUCUUUUGAGUUUAUUUAUUAUUUUGGUUUUUUGAUAGUUUUUCUUAGCGAUAUUCUUCCACUAGAGCGGAGAUAAGAACGAUAAAUUGAAGAGAUUUUAGUUUGGUUGGAAAAAAAAAGAAUGAUGAUCUUAGAAGCGCACUUAAUGAAACGGAGCAGAAAAUUUGAAGAAUUUCAGUGUGGGAAAAUUGUCGUGAAAAGGGGCAUUUUAACGCUUUUUGAACCCCCCAAAAUCGAUAAAAAACUGCUGGUCCGUCACAGAACAAACAUGAGAAAGUUAUUCUAUUCAGCUGAAAAUUAUUAGAUUUGAAAAUCGAUUUCCUUAUUCACUGAUUCUUUAAAAAAUAGUGGAACUAACGUAUUUAUUUUCUUAACUUCCUCACCUUUUUUGUGAUUUUUGGAACCGUGUGAAUGAAAGAAUAUUUUUACUGAUUCGUUACAAUCCAGAGUGGUCCCUAUAGGGGCCGAAGAAGUGGUCCUAAUAAGGGGUAAUAUAGGGGUCGAAAGAGUAAGCGUUUUUUUUGGUAAUGCUUCUUUGCUUAGAGCUCAUUAUCGAAUAGAAUGUCCCUUAUAGGGUCCACUUACUGAAACCCCUAUAGGGACCACUUUUGUAAACUUUAGAGGCCCCUAUAGGAGUUGGUAAAGUGACCCCUAGAGGGGACCCUCCAAGCGCCCCUAAGGUUGCCCCUAUAGGGACGACUUUGGAGUUCUUAAGAACUUUUCAAAUUUUUUUGAACACGUUUUGAAUAUUUUCUCUUUCUGUUCAUUUGAAAAAAAGCCGUUUUUUUUAUUUAUAUAGCAAUAAAUCAUUUACUUAUCUCUUCAAUGUCCUCUCAAAAAAAAAAAUGAAAAAUAGAAUUGUCUGAGCGAUUUUUUGAAAUUUUGAACUAUUCGAACAGGUUUUGGCUACUUUUUUUGUAAUAUCUCGAAAUAUAAGCCGUUUUUUCAAUUCGUAAUUGAAUAGUUCAUACAAAAGCCCUUCGAACAUCAAGCCAACUAUCAUUCUUAUUCAUUUCUAGACACACGAACAGCGUCGGAGCCUCGAUGAAGUUUGGCCUGACGUCGCCGAAGACGUCGUCGUCGUCGUCGUCGCUUUCGCCGCCGUACAACCUUCAGUCGCUGCCGCCACUCCAAGGCCGGCCGCCGACGUCGGCGAAUUCGACGCCGAAAAGGACGCGAAAACGGUCGGAGAGCGACAUGGACGUCGACGACGAGGCUCCGCUUGACAACACUCUCGACGUGCUUCUCGGCUCCGGAAUGGAUGGGAUUUCCACACCGGUUCAGGUAUAGCUGAUUCACGGCUGGUUUGAGCCAUCGAGAAAAGGGUCCUGCCAUGAAAAGAGACGAGACAGUGCCCUCGUUGGUAGAGAGUGCAGACAGGCCACGCCUUUUUGCGUCCCAAGCUAGCCGUGAAUCGUCUAUAAAUCGCGUCAGAAAACUUGAAAUUUCGAUGACUUUUUCUAAAUUUUAGUCAGAGAAGACGGUCAUAAAUGUCUAGUUUGAUCCCAAAAUAUUAGCUUUAUUGGGUUACAAUUACAAGGAAAAAGCUUCGAGUGUGUUCCGGAUGAGCUUCUCCUGAAAGUGGAGAAAUUAUUUAGGCCUAAAAACUGUUCAAUAUUUCAUUUGUCUGAAGAAGAAGCCUAUUGAAACGAUUUCAGACAAAAUAAUAUAGCAAAAAAUCUUUCAAUCUUGUUUAAAAAAUCAAAAAAUUGGUGUUUUCUAUACGCAUUCCUACCAUUGUUAUGAAUGAACUAUAAAAUUUUAAUCAAACAGAUUUUUUUUAUUUAUCCAUAAGUUUCCUGUUCCUCCUUCAAAGAGGCUUAAAAAUUAACAGAUAUGGUCAUAGGACUCAUAAGUUUUGAAACAAAGACGUUGGACCUAAAUUUGAGUGAAAAAAGGAGAAAUUUGGUCACUCUCCACUGUAUCCAAUCUCCAAAAAUUAUGAGUUUUUCGUUUUUUCUUCACAAAAUUGAACCUUUCCUUGUUUUAAAGUUGAGAGAAAAGAGUAUAUUCUAUAAAUGGAGAAAAAAAGUGUAUUCUCCAUUCAAAAAAAUCACAUUGGUCACGUUUUUCCUUUUUUUCACAGGAAACUGAGGGAAAAACGACGUGGAAAUGGAGGACGUCAGCGAAAAAGGGCCGUUCUUCGUCAAAAACAUGUUCGUAGUGGACCUUUUUUUCAUUUAUUUUUUUAACUUGGAGAAACCCCCACGUGACUUUUUUUCCGUUGUUUCGUUGGUACCCCACCCCUUUUUUUGACAACUGGGACAAAAAAAGCUGUUUUUUUGGCCAUUUGAACUGGUCGAGCGUAAAUAUUUACUAUUUACUCGUGACGAACGGCGUGAGAAAAAAAAAAAGCGCGCGGCUUGUUUAUGUUUUUUGUUUUUUUGUUGACGGGUUGUGUCAUCUUUUGCGUUAGGAUGUGAAUCGAAAUUUUCAAUUUUGAGCUCGUUUUGCCCUUUUUUAGAUUUUUGUAAGUUUUUGGAUUAUCUAUGGUCCAUUUCUGAGAAAAACCAUUCCAAAUGCGACACCCUGAGAUUUUUUUUUUGAUUUUGAUUCCUAAUUCCUGCUUUUUUCCGGAAUUUUUCAGUGCUCUGCAACUUGAAAAAGUUCAUUUUUGAGAAAUGAGCCAUUCCAAAUGCGACCAAUUUUAAAGAUUCAAAGACUUUUUUGUGCUGCUAAGGUAUCUAGGAUCAUUUUAUUAUAGUUGUACAAAAAUGAAACUAAAAAGCCUGAUUCCGUCGAAUGACGCACUUGAAUUAGCUUGAAGUGUAGCGGCUGCAACCGACCUAAAACGGUUUGCGCUCGUGGUCAUUUAGAUAGGGUAGCCAAGUUUCAAGCCAUUCACUGGUUGACCCCAGAUUUUCAAGUCUAACUUUUCUAGAAAACUUUUUUCUCAACUUUUUGGAGGUCCACCAAAAUUGGCUACUCCUUGAUGUAGCAGAAGAAGAUUCUGGGAGUCCCAACUGGCCCAACUUUCUAGUUUUUGAUAAAUAAGGUCUGAAGCUUCGAAAAUGGUGUAUUUUAACGAACUUUAAGAGUUUUCCUUUGCUGUCUUUUCUCAAAAACUAGGGAGAUUUUCAGGAAAACUAGGGAGAUUUUCAGAGACUCUUCUGGUACAUCAAAGAGUUUCAUAGCCAAUUUUUAGAAAACUCCCAAUCUCAGAGUAAAAUCACCUUCCUUGUCACCCGAUUUUCGGUCUUUUUCGAAAAAAUGAACCGUUCCAGGUGCCCCACGAGCUCGUCGACUGUUUCAUGAGCAUCUUGGCCCCGCCCAGCGACAAUAACUACGAGACGGAGGUCUACCGCUACUGUGCUCACAAUUUCCCGGCGGUCGCCUUCACUUUGGGCCGAGAUGCCUGGCCGCAGCUCAAGAAGGUCUACGAGAACUUGGCCUUUGACGAUGAGGUUGGUUUGAGAAGAAAAGGGAAAAAUAAUUCAGUGAUAUGUGAAAUUUUCCAAUAGUAAGGGUUAAGGCGCAGUCAAGAAGGUUUAAAUUCGGAAGAAAAGAAAUAUUUUGCUCCGUGAGCUUUUUGAAAAGUUUCUGCUGUUCUUCAAGUCCGUUGGCGGGUACAAAAACCUCAAAUAUACAAUUAAAAAGUGAAAGACUAAAAAUUUGAGGUCAAACCUUCCCUUUGACGGUAGACAUUUCAAGUGCUUCUCCGUAUCGAGCUUUCGGACCUCUGCAUGUGCCUUUAAAGGAGCAUAUCAUGAAAAACUUUUGUUUUCGGUUCCUUGUAUGCGCCUUUAAAAAGCAUACUUUGCGAAAAAAUUUCGAUGCUCUGUAUUGACUUUUAAAUGAGCGAACUGUGCAAUUAUUUUUCUUAUUUUGGAUAUCUUCGUGUGCCUUUAAAGGAUCAUACCAUCCAAAUAUUUUGUUUGGGAUUUCCUGUAUGCGCCUUUAAAGGAGCAUACUUUUCAAAAAUGUGCCUCAAGCUGUUGUUGAAGUGUUCUUGUUUUUGGAGAUUAAAGAGUAAGUUUUUUUGAAAAUAAAAUGGCCAAAUUUCCUGUAAAAAAGGUCCUGACACGAAAAAGUUGAGAAUUUCAAGAGUUUUCUCUAUAAAAUUGAAUGUAAAUGACAUUUUGCCAUGAAUAUUCUCAGAUCCGUGUCCGCUCUUCUAUUGCUCAUUCUAUCCACGAAAUCGCCUUCAUCGUUGGCUCCGAAAUUGCUGACCGAGAUCUUCUUCCAGUCUUUUGUACCCUGAGGUAGAAAAAAAGCGAACUUUUCGAAAAGUUAUGAUUUUCUCCAGAAGCGACGAUUCGCUGGACGUUCGAACGGGUAUUUUGCGGCAUCUCUAUGAUUUUGUUAAGGUGAAUAUUUUUGAGAUAUCCUUAGAAUUGAAGGUUUUUAGUGUCUUUCACCGGAAAAACGAAAUGAAAUCAUUCAAAUGCUGCCUCAAUUUUUCCCGAUCGGAACUCAACGUGUGCAGCAUGGUGACUGGCGAUCUCGUCAUGAAUUGAUCUCGUUCGUUUUCUUUUUUUUCCAGUGGAAUUUUUCAGGUAGGUUUCACAAAAAAAACACCUUGAAGUAUUACUACGCUGUCUCUGUAGUUCUCAAAAUCAACGUGUAGAGGAAAAAAAACAUUUUUUUGAUUUGAAUGAAAUUUCAACCAGUGCUAUCAUAUGACGUCAGGUUACACGGUUUUUCAAGCCAUUUCCUCCAACCGUAACCGGGUUACGGUAGAACGAAAUGGCUUAAAACCCGGUUACGGUAGGCAAGUUUGUCACCUGUGUAUCUAAGAAUUGACGAGUUUUUUCUAGGCACGUUGUAUAUUAAUCGAUAGGUAAUGCAAUUCAAGGAAUUUUCCCAGUACUUACCAUCUUGGGUUACUGUGGAAAUUUUCGAGAUACGGAAUUUUUUGUGUUCGAGAUUUCGGUUUUUGAUUAAAAUCAUAAAUUUUCAGGCAACUGACUCAGCUUUGCUCACUUUAUGACGUCAAGCAAAUCAACAAUCACAUGUCGGGAAUCGCCUUGACACUGGCUAAUGGUGAUUUUUUCGAGUUUUCUACAGAAAAUUAGAUAUUUUUUCUUAUUGAUUCAUUUUAAAAAAAAGUCAAUUUUUAGCAUUAAAAACUGUCAUUCCGCGAAAAUAUUAGAUCGAAAAAUGAGCUUAAAGGACAACUUUGUGACCUUACUUGGGAAUUGAAGCAGAAGAAAUUGUGAAAAUCGGCCGAAUUUCGUACUUUCAACCAGAAAUUUGAGGAAUCUUGUUUCAAUCUUGUAUAUUACGACAACAUCCUUAGAAGGGGGGUCUUUGAACUUUAGCGAUACCAUACAUGGGAUAGUCUCGGUGGGACCUGAGAAAGGCGGGUCGACUUGGCAAUAAAACGAGAAAAAAAGGGGGAGAGAGGCAGUCAUGCUCAUCCCAUUCAUGAGUGAUUCUGAAAUUAUUACCAAAGGUAUUGAAAGUAGAUUCUGAAUGGAUGAACCUAAAAGUCGGCUAGUUCUGGAAAAGGAGCCAAAAGAAACCCAUUUUUAUCUGUUCAAAGAAGUUUUCUGAAAUUGCGAACUAUUUUCAUUCAAAAAGAAGCAGAUGUGUAGGUUAAGGAUACACCAGAACGAAUUUUGGUCAACUUUUAGAAUUUUCCUAGGAGCUGAGUAAAAUAAUGAAACCGCAGAAAAGUUACGAAAAAAAUUUUUUGCUUACAACUUUUCUGUAUGGAAUUUAGUCUUUUUGAAAUUCUAUAAACUGCGUUUUUUCGGCGAACUGAAAUCACGGCGUUUUUUUUCGGCGACGGCCCGCCCCUAUUUUUUCCGUAAAGUGUAGUGUGUCGUGUGCACACACUGCGGCGCUCUGGCACCCGCCGCGUUCAAUGUAAUUUUCGCGAACCGAAGUUAAGUUAUGAUUUUCACUCUCUGGUGGCUAUUCUGAGUUUCGCGUGAUUAAUUUCAACGCGGCAUGUGUUUUAAAACUGCAAAAAAAAACAGAAAAAUCUUCUUUUUUAAAAUGAGAAAUAGAUUCGUCUCGGGACCCAUUGAUGCGUCUUUAAUAUUUCCUGUUGUUUACGCGUUUUUUCCCAGGACGUCACAUGGGAUCGGCGGUGAUUUUGAUCACGCCUCCUUAAUUUUUGGUUUUGCAUUAUCUUCCACUAACAAAAACGCCGUGAAAUUGCACCAGAGUGUUACAAAUAGCAGUCAUCACAACUCCUGAGUGAUUCAGAGAGAUUAAAUUCCAAAGUUGUGAUCAAAAAAUAAUUUUUUGGAUCUUUUCUAACGGAACUUGGCCUUCGGAGAAGUUCACAAGACUUAUUGAUGGAUCCAGUUUUUUUUAGUAUAAAAUUUCAAUUUCUAGACCGAGUGGCGGAAGUUCGAAUGGAGGCGGUGAUGCUGGUCUCCCGAAUAGUCGGAGCUUUGAUCGAGCACGAAUGGAACACGGCGACGUCGAACGGAGACUUUGACCGAUCCAAGGCGCCGCUGUCGGUCUGGUUCGUCGAAGACAUCGUCUCCAGCUUCGCCGAGACCCAGAAAUGGACCCGAAGACAGACGUUCGCUUCCCCUCCUCCAGCUCCAUACCAGAAUGUUUCCACCUUCAGAUUCGCCUCGAUCUGCGCCCAAGUCAUCAAGGAGAAAAUGUGCAACGUUCAUCAGUUCCAGGUCUUCUUCCUGAAGCACUUGGAGCGGCUCAUCAAUGACAGUGAGUUGUACUGAAGCGGCUCCUGAGAUACUUGAGUAGGAUUGAGGUCUUUGAAAAGGUUUUUAGAACGUGUUAAGGUUCUUAAGAGAGAUUUUCAUACUGAAAAGAGGUUCCUAGGAUCCUAGGGAGAUUUUGAGGUUUUGAAAAGGUUCCUUAGUUACUAGACAAUUUUAAGGAUUGACAAAGGUUUUCGAGGUUCUAAGAAUAGUUCUAGAAGGUUUCCAAGACCCUAGGGAGCGUUCAAGAUUAGGAGACGGUUCUUAAGGUAAAUUUAAGGCCUUGAGAAGGUUCCUAAGAUCUUAGGAUGAUUUUUAGAUUUUUAAAGUGGUCCUGAGAAUCUUAGUGAAAUUUCGAGAACGUUCCUUAGUUUCUAGACGCUUUUUAAGUUUUUGAAAAAGGUUUUUAAGAUGCUAGGGUAAAUUUGAUAGUUCGAGAAGGUUUCCAAGACCCUAGGAGCUUUCAAGAUUAGAAGAAGGUUCCUAAGGACUUUUUAAGGCUUUAAGAAGGUUCCUAAGAUCUAAGGAUGAUUUUUAGAUUUUUAAAGUGCUCCUGAGAUCUGAGUGAGAUUUCGAGAAGGUUCCUUAGUUUCUAGACGCUUUUUAAGUUUUUGAAAAAGGUUUUUGAGAUGCUAGGAUGAUUUUAAUGAUUUGAGAAGGGUUUCAAGACCCUAGGAGCGUUCUUAAGGUCUUUUUUAGGUCUUGAGAAGGUUCCUAAGAUCUUAGGAUGACUGUCAGAUUUUCAAAGUGCUCCUGAGAUCUUAGUGAGAUUUUCAGAUCUUGAGAAGGUUUCCUGAGACUUUAGAAAGGUUCUCAAGAUCCUGAAGAGAUUUUGAGAUUUAGAGAAGGUAUCUCACUUUUUUGGGGCCUGAAGAGGUUUUUUUGUAAGUUUGACUAUGAAAUUAUUGACAUGAAACGAGAAUUUUUUGUAAGUUUUUUUUUCUAGAAGUCCCCAACGUUCGAUUGGCUGUUUGUGAGGCGUUGGCGUGCUGGAAACGAUGCCUCGAAACGGCAAACUCGAGUGACGUCACCGCGGAGACGAUUCAGAAUCUUAAACUCGACGUCGCUUCGAAUCUGGAGACUUUUGCCAAUGAUAACGACAUUGACGUCACUUAUCUAGCGCAGAGAUGUGAAGGCAUUGUUAAGAGCUCGGAGGUGAAUAAAUUAGAUUUUUUAUCUUUGAGUUUUUAGUGAAACUUCAAGCUUCUCCUAUUAAAUUUGCUGGAAACGAGUUAAAAUAUUCCAGCCGAUGAACAUCGUGGUCCGCACCAAGAAGAUGCACCAACGCGAGGAGCAGCACUUCGGCAACCGCUACGUCUUCAACGAAACCGGCACCUACGCCGUCCAACGCGACGGCGCCACCGUCGACGUCAGCCCCACGGAACCGCCGAAAGAGCCGCCGCCGUCGCCGAGCCUCGCUGUUGCCGUCGUCUCCAAAGCCUUGCCGACCCUGCCUCCGCCCCAUUUCCGUCCUGAACCUCCGACGGACAUCCAGGAGAGCGUCGCUGCGGCGAGAGAGGAGGCUACUGGUGAGGAUUCGAAAUUUCGGAGCUAGAGAGCACUGGUGAACAAGAGGGCUCUGAGAAAAAGAUAAAAGCUUGCCCUCUAAUUUUUGAACGCUCUCUAACUUUCGAAGGAGGUUAAGGACGGGUUUUUGAAAUUAGAGAGCACUGGUGAACGGGAGGGCGCUGAGAGAAAGAUAAAAGGCUCGCACUCUCGUUUAUGAACGCUUUCUAGCUUGCGAAUGUGGUUGAAGUCGGAUUUUGAGAGCUAGAGAGCACUGGUUAACAAGAGGCCGCUGAGAGAAAAUGAGAUCGUUCUCUCAUUUUUGAACGCUCUCUAGCUUUCGAAAGAGGUUGAGGUCGGGUUUUCGAGGCUAGAGAGCACUGGUGAACAAGAGGGCUCUGAGAGGAAAAAACGCUUGCCCUCUCGUUUUUGAACGCCUUCUAGCUUUCGAAGAUUCGAACGUAGAUUUGAUCAUUUCGACUUGAAGAGAAAUUUCGAAACAGAAAAAUAUUUUUGUGAAAUAUCUUUAUAGAGUUAGUGCAGUACGUGUACAAUAUCUUGAUAGAAAUCUUGAAGGAACAUAGGAAAAAAAUUUGGCAUUUUUCAAAGGGCGUCCGACCCAAAACGGUUUGCGCUCAAAUGUCAGAAAAUCUACUUGAUUUUGUUCCAAGGGUUCAAACGCAAAGCGGCCGUGACCCUUUGAGCCAUUCCAAUUGCGACCAAAAAGUUUCUAGUCAAUAAAAAUUAUUGAAGUACUUUUUUCACCAAAAACUCUUGAGAAACGAAUAAUUUUACGAAAUUUUCAGUCAUCCCUCCACUGACCGGCGCCAAUCCGCCUCCAACAAAUCACCCCGAGGAAAAUGUUGUGAUCGACAUGGAAAUUGUCGAAAACCCCCAGUCGGACCAAUUCGAAAAUAUCGACGCCGACGAAUCUGAAGCUUAGGUUUUAAUCGAAAAAUCAACGCAAAGUCCUCAACUUUUUCAUUUUCCAGGUCCAAUUUCAAGCGAAUAA